Alternaria rosae is the source of this 1126-nucleotide messenger RNA. Its product is annotated as mitochondrial 54S ribosomal protein YmL16. Gene Ontology annotation, molecular function: structural constituent of ribosome; rRNA binding. Gene Ontology annotation, cellular component: ribosome; mitochondrial large ribosomal subunit. The coding region runs from base 20 to 784 and encodes 254 amino acids. Lineage: Eukaryota; Fungi; Ascomycota; Dothideomycetes; Pleosporales; Pleosporaceae. The record is from RefSeq and is a predicted model, not a curated record. Gene Ontology annotation, biological process: translation. The transcript is spliced from 2 exons.
UUGCCGGCAUCAAGACAACAUGUUCGCCCCAGCACGACGGCGGUGCGCCCAAAGCUUCGCAAAGUCCUCGAGCCAGAGCAGCGACUCAAUACCGACUUUCCUGCUGCCCGUAUUUUCCAGGCCCGCGCCGACCAGGACCUUUACCUCGACGGCAUCAUGUCAAUCCAAGAUCGGGUCUUUACCGCUCUCAAUACCCCAGGGAGUCACGUUCCAGGUGGUCGCGCCUUCCGCUAAGGCGAGAAGUGCGAGAGUGCAGGCCAUGUCUACAGUACACAUCAAGGGACCACUCGGUGAGCUUUCAAUGGCCAUCCCUCCAUACGUCAAUAUCAACCAGGACCCGGCAUUGGGCGGGCCGACGUUGACAAUUGAGGACGCGAAAGAUGCGAAGCAAAAGGCAAUGUGGGGCACCACCCGCGCAUACCUCCAGAACCACAUUCUCGGUGUCAGCGAAGGACACAGUGCCAUUCUCCGCUUCAACGGUGUCGGUUACCGUGCCUCCGUCGAAGACUCUGCGACGACCGUAAAGUCCGAAUUCCCCGGCCAAAAGUUCGUCAACUUGAAGGUCGGAUACACACAUCCAGUCGAACUGGCCAUACCAAAGGGCGUCACUGCAAGCACACCGCAGCCGACACGCUUACUGAUAGAGGGGCCGGAGAAGGAGGUGGUUAUGCAAUUCGCAGCCAAGAUAAGGAGUUGGAGGGUGCCAGAACCAUACAAGGGCAAGGGUAUCUUCGUCAACGGAGAGACCAUCAAGCUCAAGAACAAGAGAGUGGGCGGCAAGUGAGCAUGGAUGGUGGUCUGGUGGAUGUAUACUACAUGUAUUGGCGUUGUACCAUGAUGAUCGGUCGAACCGGUAUUAUGCCGAGCGUAGGUGCGUCUUGCGCACGAAGAAAUACACAACACGCGUCCGAAAGGCGCAGCGAUCUAGGCAUCCAACUUUGGAAUUUUGUUUUCCGCCGUCUAUGGUCUGAGCUACCGCAAACAAUGUUGCAACAUCGAGUACCACACCCUGGUAAUGCUGCUGCCUAAGGACAGCUGGCAGAGGCUGUGCUCACUAAGCGAAGAACACCAUUGAGGAACUUCUACAUAUAUUGUGGCCUUCAGUUUUCACCCUAGAUACCGGCAU